Messenger RNA from Physella acuta, 1632 nucleotides. RefSeq lists its product as uncharacterized. The record is from RefSeq and is a predicted model, not a curated record. Lineage: Eukaryota; Metazoa; Mollusca; Gastropoda; Physidae.
CAGGAGUGUCGCAACGUCUCGGCACUUUUGUGUCAAGCAACACAGCAACUUGACGGGGGAGAAAUGUGACUGGGGAGAAAUGUGACUGGGGAGAAAUGUGACUCGACAGUUGAGUGACUGGUGUAGAGCAGGACGGGAUACGUCAUAACUACGUCAUAACUGUUGUCGUGUCGGAUGAGCCGAGCACACGACAAGGAUUAGGAUUAGGAUUAGGGAUGUUCCACAGCACAGGUGGGUUGUACACUUAACAGAACACCUGUUGCAGCUUGAUGUACACGACUCCAAUAAAACAACUCAACACAAACAUUUCACGUGCGUGUGAUAUAUUAUUAAACAAAUGUUUCUUCAAGUUUCACGAUGAAAUAAAUCUCGAAUCAAAAAUCAAGUGGGAUAACUAUGUUUCUACACAAGUAAGGACAGAUACAAGUCAGCCAUGCCUUACUUAAGUAACCAUGGUACCUGUCUAUUUACAGCCAUGCCUUACUGUAGAAGGAUCACGCCCUGGUUUGUUGUAAAGCUGCUAGCCGUGGCCAUUCUUCUCUUCACGCUUUACUUAAACAGGUAUACCAUUUACACAAACAGCAAGUUCUCCUACCCCGAGAAUGAGGGCAACUUCUCCCUACACGACCACCAGAAGGUCCACCGUCGGGACACGUUCUUCAUCGACAACGACAAGAACCUGGACCACUCGAAGCACGUCAACAACCGGCCGCACAAGCCGGUCCGGUGGAUGGGCAUCGAGGAGGACGACGAGCACGUUCACAACAUCAACCACAUCCCGCCACACGCCCACCCCGAGACCACGCCCCAUCGGGAGCUUAAGCCCAUUAAAGCUCCAGAGCUUAGUAAAGCUACAAGUAAGCCAACGAACAAAAAAUCGGUUGGAAUCAACGUACAGAAAUCGCCGGAUAAUAAAGUGAAACCGAAGACAAACAGUCCGUUCAAAUCUGAACAAGACAAGUUGAAAGCUGGUCUGGACAAAAAAACACGGCAGACAAAACAAACGUCACAAGUCACCAAGACAAAAAAAUAUGAGAAAGAACUGACAAAAAAACCGGUUCCGGCUAAAACCCAGAAGCCGGCAGAAAAGGACUUGAAGGAGCAGGUCAAGCGAAUCGUGGCACUCAAACAGGCUCCGAGUCUAAGCAAAGUCAAGGUCGCCGAGAAGAAGCCGGUCGUUCAAAAGCCGGUCGUUGUAAAACCGGUCGUUGUAAAACCGGUUGCCCAGAAACUCCCCGUAAUGCUGGCCCCGGACAAAAAAGCCGACCAGAAAUAGAAUCGGCGUGAGUCAGCGAGAAAGUUAGACGUGACUGUUAUAAUGAAAUCUCCGAUUGUUAAAGACAGCUCAAGAAAGACAGCUCAAGUAAGACAGCUCAAGUAAGACAGCUCAAGUAAGACAGCUCAAGUAAGACAGCUAAAGUAAGACAUGACUGAGAUAGAAGUUUAAGACAUAGAUUGUACACUGUCAUUUUGUCGAUGAUAUCGGCUGAUGUAUUUCGCCAUCAUUUAAAUGAUGUGGGGGUGGGGGUUGUAUAUGCAUAGCCCUGCAUGUAGUAUGGAACAUUGUAUGUACACAAAUUUUACGUGUAGUAUGUACAUGAUUAUCAAAAAGUAAUACGUGUUCAUGAAGAU